UCCCUUCCCUUGCUAAUGUUUUGAGAUGGCUCUUCUGAGCUUCAACUCCAUUUGUUGCCUGUCGACUUCGCCGGAUCUUCAAAAAUGGAAUAAUAUUAUAAAGGCUCAAGUGCUCGAGGGGAACGCCGGGCAGGCAAUUCGGUCGUAUGUAAAAAUGCAAAGACUUGGUCUCUUUGCUGAUAACUAUACAUUUCCGGUUUUGCUGAAAGCAGCAGGUAAUGCUUCCUAUUUGGGUAUAGGGUUAGCACUUCACGGACAGAUACUGAAAACUGGGUUUUGUGACCAUCUUUUCGUCCAAACUGCCCUGCUGAAAAUGUAUUCUUCUCUUGGAAUCGUAGCGGCUGCCCGCAAAGCGUUUGAUAAAAUGCCUGUGAAAGAUGUGGUAGCCUGGAACUCCAUGUUAUAUGCGUAUGCUUCUAGUGGGCAGACGGGGAAUGCAGUGCAAGUCUUUGAUACAAUGCCAUCACAGGACCUUUUGUCUUUCAAUAUUAUGAUCUCUGGGUUCGCAGGGACCGGAAGCAACAUAUCUGCCAGAAGCAUUUUUGAUAGAAUUCCUGACAAGGACAUUGUGUCUUGGAACUCAAUGAUAUUGGCGUGCAUGAACGCUGGAGAUGUGGCUGAAGCGCGUGAGUUGUUCGAAUCGAUGCCUGAGAAAAAUGUCAUAACUUGGAACACAAUGAUAAUGGGUUAUCUGAACAAUCAGGUUUACUCUAAGGCAAUCGAAUUCUUGGACAAAAUGAAGAUGGGAAAUAUCGAACCGGAUCAUCUGAGUGUGACUGCUGCUUUAUCUGCCUGUGCUCAUUUGGGGUCGCUUGAAACUGGCAUAAAAAUACAUACAUAUGCCAAACUCUCCGGGCAGGCUUCAAGUCCCCAUGUAGCAACAGCACUCAUAGAUAUGUAUGCCAAGUGCGGAAGCAUACACAACUCUUUAGAGGUGUUCUACAAGUUCAAACAAAAAGAUGUCUACUGUUGGAAUGCCAUAAUUUCAGGACUUGCUCUUCACGGUUUUGGCCACGCAGCUCUGAAAAUCUUCAACCAAAUGAGAGCCGAUUGUCGAGUAAAACCAGAUGAUAUCACCUUCAUUGGGGUUUUAAGUGCUUGCAGCCAUGGAGGGUUGGUAGAACAAGGAUGUGAAUUGUUUGAUUCAAUGGAAAAGCAAUUCGGGAUUACUCCAAAGGCAGAGCAUUAUGGGUGCAUGGUCGACCUUCUGAGCAGAGCGGGUCUUUUCGACAGUGCUUUGACACUCAUAGAGACAAUGCCUUUUGAAGCAAGCGAGUCCAUCUUGGGUGCUUUGCUGAGUGCUUGUGUGAUUCAUCAGGACCUUGAAAAUGGGGAGAAAGCAAUGAAGCUAAUCGUUUCGACCAAGGCUGCUCGGAGCGAUGGGGAGUACAUGAUGUUUGCAAACUUGUACGCGUCAUGCGGUGAAUGGGAAGAAGCACAGAGAUGGAGAGAUAUGAUGAAUGAGUCCGGGAUUGAAAAGACUGCAGGUUGCAGCUUAGUUGAGAUUAAUGGAAGGUUUCACAAGUUUAUGGCUGGAGAUGAGAAUGGUAUUGUAUAUUGACGCACUUGCUUAGCAGUUAGUAGUAGUACAUGACAAAUUGACAGGCUCUCCCAAACAAACUUUGACCUUUCAUGGACACUGGUUAAUUUGAGUUCAACUGCUAGCUCCAUUCGAUAGGAAGUCUUUGUUGUUGAAGUGUUGGUAGAAAUGUGGAAACAACCAUAGACUGCACCGCACACAAGCAUGUUAGCCUGCAGUGAGUUGUUUGUUUUAUUCAUAUACUAGAGAGAUUGAAGCAGAAAUAGAAUGGACAGAAUAUGGCAAUAUUUGACCCCUUAAACAGGCGGCGGAACAAGGAAUCACGUAACCAACUGUUAGGACCAGACAAAUAUCUAUUUAUUUAUUCAGUGGGUUAGGGAAGCUCAAUCAGCCCACAGAUUUGACACCAACUUAUUCUACACACCAUAUCCUUAUUUAUCAUUUUCUUUUCCCGGGCCAAAUAUUCUGAAUUUGUUUAGUGGAGUAGAUCGAUUUGGUUCAUGAACAGCUGUACGUAUUGGGAUGUUUGAUAUUGUUUCUUUUAGACCAAUUAGUACUCAUCCACAUGAAUUGAGUAAUGGACAUGUUAUCGUAUCAGCCGGAGGAUUUGAUUAUGAUCCAAUAUCAUCAAGUUUGUGUUGAAAAUAAGCAUUAGCCUCUAGUCGGCCACCAGUUGCUGAGAAAAACAGUUGUUAUUUGAGCUCGAUGGGUUGACAACUUUGACAUUGAUAUGAUACCAACCAAACUCCCAUCUCUUAUAUCACCUAAAACAGACGAUGCCUGAAACUGCAGGAGAUCCAUCUUGUUAUGUAAUUUGGUAAAUGAAAUGAAAUUGAAGUUCUUUCCAAUUGUGGGUGAUCAUCAUCAGUUUCACAUGCAUGCCUGCAAGUGGAAACAAGCACGAGUCAUUAGUUUCUUUGUUGCAUAUUCCCGCGGGUAUGUAUUUGAAUAUU
Molecule: messenger RNA, 2493 nt
Organism: Rosa chinensis
Lineage: Eukaryota; Viridiplantae; Streptophyta; Magnoliopsida; Rosales; Rosaceae
Product: pentatricopeptide repeat-containing protein At3g29230
Exons: 1
Coding region: 26-1561 (511 amino acids)
Biological process (GO): RNA modification
Molecular function (GO): RNA binding; protein binding
Source: RefSeq, a predicted model, not a curated record